GAUAAAACCAGCAUCGCGUGUUCUCAGGAUCAAAAUAACACGUCGAAUGAUUUUAUUCUAAAGUAUGAUAUAAUAAAAUCCAAGAAAAAGCGGCGGUACAAGAAGUCUAUACUGUAUAAUUCGAAAAAGGUGAAGCCACAAGUCAAAACUGAGAAAAAUACCCGAGCAAGUCCUGUGGUUGUUAAACCAAUUGACGCGUUGAACUAUUGUGAAAUUUGCAAGAAGAGUUUUCAACGUUUGGAAAGCUUGAACAAGCACAAGAUGACUUUGACGCAUAUUGCUAAGUUGUCGGAGAUCGAAUUUUUGAAUAAAAAGAACGAAAAAGAUGCUGAGGUUGAAGUAGAAGAAACCAAGAUAGAUGGUGCACCAGCUAAUGAUGAUGAUGCACCAGCCAAUGGUGAUGAUGCACCAGCCAAAAGUGAUGAUGCACCGGUUCACAAAGACGUUGAUGCUUUACUUGAAGUUGCCAAACCUGACCAAGUUGAUGAAGUAAUUUUACCGCCACCAACGCAAAUCCAACAUUUACCACCGAAUCCUGAUCCCACACCAGAUAUGAACAACCGCAAAGCCCUGAGUGUAGAAGAAGCCUUGUUCUUCGAAUGUUGCAGCCUUCUCAAAAGUUCUGAAGCCACCAAGAACGAAAUCGCGUCCGAAACUCAGAAAUUCAACCCGAAUCUGUACGCCAUGGAUAACCUAAAACUCCUCACAAACAACCAUCACUAUUCGAAUAAAUUCAGCGAUAUUUCUAACGACUCCAACAAUGUACCAGCAGUUCCUAACAUCCAGGAAGACAGAGGCGGUAAUCUGACCGCGUUUUUGGCCACAGUCGAUAAAUUUAUUAGUGCACCUCUGUUGAAUCACCAUCAACGUGAUGAUUUUGCAAGGUCUGAUGGUGAUGGUGAGUUUUUACCAAGCCAAGACCAAGUUUUAAGGUACAACAAUGAUUAUCAACGUAAAAACUUCUCCCCUAUAUCAUCCACUCAUAGCGAUGUAGUAGACGAUAACUUGUACAUAAAGUCUAAUGUUUUACCAACUGAUAGCUACAGCAACGACACAGUUUCCAAAGAUUUCGACGCCAAUUUGUACAAUGAAAAUAAUAUGAUAGUUCAUUCUAACUUGAAUUCUUAUUCUGAGACUGGUGACAGUACUCCUCCUUCUUUGGUGAACACGGAUGAUGAGAAUUCAUUGGAUAAUUGUGUGGAAAAUACAAGUGUUUUUGGUGAAAUUGAGAAAAAUGUUUAUGGUGAUGAAAAAGGUGAUGAUCAAGGUGCACAUGGUGACAAGAUAAGGGAGACUGAUACAGUAUUAAAUGGAAUCCUCGAUUCUGACCUAAGCGAUUGCCACAGCGACCUAGACCUGCCUCCGAGUAUUCAAUCCAGCCCAAAUUCCGACAAAAAGAUCCCUACCAAAGGCGCCCUGAAGGUUUUCGAAAGCCUUAAAGUCAGCAUUCCGACAUCCGAGAUCAAUCUGGAAAAAGUGAUAAACGCUUGUUCGAAUUCAUCAAAAUUGGCAGCAUUUGCUGAAAUUGCUUUGCAUCGCGAACAUUCUAACCACUCCAGAGACCUCGAAUUGGAUAAACUAUCGCCUCCGAUUGAAAUGAAUAUGUCGGAUGAUAAUCUGGUUAUAGAUGAGAGACCGAUUACACCAGGACGUGGGUUAUUAGAUGAUUUUGAGGAACCUGUCCAGGAAGAAGUUGUUGUUAAACCUAAAGACGUGGUGAUCACUAAUCCUCGCAAGAACAACGUGGCUUUAACAUUUGGCAACAAAUUAGGUUUUCGUAUCAAAAAGAAACGUGUCCAGAGAAAGACUGUUAAAAAACCUGUAGGCAAUAGGAAGACCAGGAAAAACAACAGCAAACCUAAAGAAGUCAAAAAUGUCAUCAAAGACGUGUACGACUUUGAUGACGAUUCCUUGGAAAAUAUCGACUUGGGAGUGGAUAAAUUAAAAGGAUACGCUUCAAGCAAAACUGUAGGCAAACCUGAAACCAAUAUUAUUCCUGAUGAACCACCACCGCCAGUAAUAGAAGCUAUAAAUUUAGAAAAUUCUAUACCAAAUUCCUUGCAAACGUCUCAACCUUCAGAUGAUGAUGUGUUUGAUUAUUUGUCUGAUAAUAUGAGUGAUGUUAGUUCUGCAGAAUCUACAGCAACUGUUAAAACUAAAUUGGAUAUUGAAGAAAAACCUAAACGUUUGAUUGUUGGCAAAAUAUUUAGGAAAAAUUUAAAGGACAAGCCGGAGAAACCUAACGUGGACGAGUUGUUUGAUGCACUUUUAUCAGAAACUGAUAAGGAAAAAGAAAAAGUAGAACAAAUAGUUGAAACAAAUGAUAAAGUUGCAUUGGAAAACGCGGUGGAACUAAAUCAUGUGGAUGUGGAUGUGGAUGUAAAACCAGAACAAGAAGUUGUAAGUCCUGUUAAAAACAACAAAAAGAAGAACCACAGAAGCAAAUCCAUUAUCGAACAAGAACUUGGUAUGAGUUUUCAACAAAUCAAGGAAAUUAUUGGUUUCGCCACACGCAAGUCCCAACGUAAGUGCACCACAGGUAAACAAAACGUUUUGGCUGAAAACUGGAGCUCCGAUGAAGAUUUGGAUACGCGGCUCAAAAAAGAGAAAAACAGAUCCGACAGAAAAUCAACCAAGGAAAACAUCGAACACAAAUCACCUCGUGGUAGAAAAAGUGAUCCAGUGAUAGUUAAAAAGAAUGCAAAUGAUGUAGUUGGCAAACCUUUGGAGGAAAAACCGGUAACAACCCAGGAGACUACAGAGACUCCAGUCAAUGGCGUUGAUACCAAAAUAUCAGACGACAAAGAGCAGUGUGUGGUCAAUGGUGAUAUGAACGAGGAUAAAACUAAAAAACUUGUAAACGGGACCGGUACGACCCCGAAGAACAAAAGAACGUACCGCAGGCGCCCCAAAAACGACAACUUCAGCAGCGACUCCGAGACUGAUACUGUUAAAAAACGUGCACGCAAAAUGCGCAAAAAACGCAAAUCCUUCACCAAAACAUCCAGGGAUCACUCUUUGACACUAGACAGCGCUACUGAACCAUUACCAGAGAUUGUAGAAAAACUUACUACUGACUUAAACGUCGAAAAAAUAGCUGCAGCUAAUAAAAAACGUAAUAAGCAGAACUUGACGGACCUGGAUGCCCAGACAGCUGCUAUAUUAUCUCUUCCAAGGAGAAAAAGAGUCUCUACAGACAUGCUGUAUUAUUGGUCGAGUUCUAGUGAUGAGGAUCAAUAUGCAGGGAUGAUUGAAGUGAAACCUAUCAGGGACGAUGUGAAUUUGAGUGAACAUCCUAUACAGCACGGUUGGAUUGUUGGUGACUCUCAUAAGAAACUGGUGACUCUUUUGGCGCAUGCCAAAGGGAAGAAGACGGAAGAUUGUGCUGUUAAGGAGGGUCAUAUUAAGAAGAACAGGAGUACCUUGUGAAAAGAGUAUUGAGGUAAUUGAUAUGUUGAGCUUUAGACCUGAACGCUCAGCUGCUUUUAUUAUUAACGUGAAACCUAUCAGAGACGAUGUGAAUUUGAGUGAACAUCGUAUACAGCACGGUUGGAUUGUUGGUGACUCUCAUAAGAAACUGGUGACUCUUUUGGCACAUGCCAAGGGGAAGAAGACGCAGGAUUGUGCUGUUAAGGAGGGACAUAUUAAGAAGAACAGGAACACCUUGUGAGAAGAAUAUUGAGGAAAUUCAUUGUCACCUUGUGAGAAGAAUAUUGAGGAUAUUGAUAUGUUGAUACUUAGACCUGGACGCCCAGACAUCUCUUCCAAGAUGAGAAAGUGCAUUGACUGAUAUGUUUCAUGAUUGAAGUGAAGCCUAUCAAAGACGAUAUCAAUUUGAGUGAACAUCCUAUACAGCACGGUUGGAUUGUUGGUGGCUCCCAUAAGAAACUGGUGAGGAUUGUGCUGUUAAGGAGGGUCAUAUUAAGAAGAACAGGAAUACUUUGUGAGGGAAAUAUUAAAUUGAUAUGCUCAUCCUUAGACCUAGACUACUAGCUGCCUUUAUGAUUGAAGUGAAACCUAUCAGGGACAACGUGAAUUUGAGUGAACAUCCUAUACAGCACGGUUGGAUUGCUGGUGAUUUUCAUAAGAAAUUGGUGACGCUGUUAAGGGGGAUUGUGCUGUUAAGGAGGAGGUCUAUAUUAAGAAGAACAGGAGUACCUUGUGAAAAAAGUUUUGAAGAAAUUGAUAAGCUGAUAGUUACACCAGGACAAAGCUCAAACACCUUUAUCUCUUUCAAGACGAAUAUUUACUGAUGUGCUGAAUGACGUGAAUUUAGGUAAACAUCUUUUACAGCACGGUUGGAUUGUUGGUGACUCUCAUAAGAAACUGGUGACUCUCACAAAAAAAUAGUGACUCUUAUAAGAAACUGGUGACUCCCACAAGAAACUGGUGACUCCCACAAGAAACUGGUGACUCCCACAAGAAACUGGUGACUCCCAUAAGGAAACUGGUGACUCCCACAAGAAAACUGGUGACUCCCACAAGAAACUGGUGACUCCCAUAAGGAAACUGGUGACUCCCAUAAGGAAACUGGUGACUCCCACAAGAAACUGGUGACU
This is a messenger RNA of Ctenocephalides felis (cat flea), 4559 nucleotides long. RefSeq lists its product as uncharacterized. The coding region runs from base 262 to 3429 and encodes 1055 amino acids. The record is from RefSeq and is a predicted model, not a curated record. The transcript has 2 exons. NCBI's taxonomy places the organism in Eukaryota, Metazoa, Arthropoda, Insecta, Siphonaptera, Pulicidae.